Messenger RNA from Lasiodiplodia theobromae, 819 nucleotides. RefSeq lists its product as uncharacterized. Gene Ontology annotation, molecular function: protein binding. Bases 1 to 819 code for a protein of 272 amino acids. NCBI's taxonomy places the organism in Eukaryota, Fungi, Ascomycota, Dothideomycetes, Botryosphaeriales, Botryosphaeriaceae. The transcript is spliced from 2 exons. The record is from RefSeq and is a predicted model, not a curated record.
AUGACAUCCAAGUCGACCAUGAGCGAGAAGCUGGCUGAGGCAGCAUCGGUUGCGCGGCGCACUGGAACGUUCAUCGACCCUCGCUAUCGGCAGGAACAAGAACAGGUCGCCAUGGCACCCGCAUUUGCGGUUGUCACGAUCGAGCCCCGCGCGCGCAUGGGCGACACGUAUACCCAGGACUUCGUAAUCAACUACCCCGACGGCGAAGUGCUCAUCGACCGAGAAUACCAGUCAACGGAAGAUAUCGACAACCCUAAAAGAACCCCCAUAGCUCAGCCUCGGCGGGAGAAAGUGUUAGGAAUAGCUUCCGACGGCCCGCAAUUCGAAGUUGAUUGCCUUUACAUCCCUUCUCCAUACAUCUCGACGUUCCACGCCGUCAUGAAGUGGAGCGGCAAUGGUAUCGUCAUAACCCCAUUCUCGCAUAGUAACCCGGACAAGGCGGUUCCGCCUAUUUUCGUAAACGAAAAGGUCGUCUCCAAGGGAAAGCUGAGGGCCCUUCGCCCUGGAGAUGUCAUCGCCUUUCAGGAGCCUAAGAAGACCAAGGCAUUCUGCAAGUGGGAGGUCAAGAGGAUUGCCUACGGCGGCCUCCAGCCUUUGACUCGCAGCGGUAAUUUUGAGGAGGAGGAGCUCGCCAAGCUGCGUCAGAUCAGUGCCAAGUGGUCCCUCGAUAUUCGCACGGUCAUGGUCACUAUACUCGCUAUGGUUAUUCUCGGCGGAUUUAUCGGCUUCUUCAUCCCUGACGUCGGUAAAGACUUGUGGAACUCGAGGAAAUAUCCACUUGAUCUAACAGAGGGGCAAUGGCAAAGGGAGCUCAGAUGA